Messenger RNA from Apis mellifera (honey bee), 2304 nucleotides. It is a transcript of the gene prel, whose product is annotated as protein preli-like. Bases 288 to 983 code for a protein of 231 amino acids. Gene Ontology annotation, biological process: phospholipid transport. The transcript is spliced from 5 exons. The record is from RefSeq and is a predicted model, not a curated record. Gene Ontology annotation, cellular component: mitochondrial intermembrane space. Lineage: Eukaryota; Metazoa; Arthropoda; Insecta; Hymenoptera; Apidae. Gene Ontology annotation, molecular function: phosphatidic acid transfer activity.
UACUGGAUAUGCAAGCAUGCAUUUGCACGUGUGUGAAUAUAUACAGAAUACGGUAAAGAAGUUCGAUAAUAUUGAUGUUGUAGUAAGUUUUUCUAAUUGCAUGACAAUUUAUAAUUUGAUAUGAAAGAAAUAUAAUUUGCUAAUAUUAAAAGACAUAAAUUAGAAUUAAGAUUUAUAACACAUGAUUAACUUUGCUUUUGGCAAAGAAAUUUUUAAAGAAGUAUCAUAAGAUUUAUAAAAAUAAAUUAUAUUGGUCAUUAAAUAAAUUAUAUUGGUUGAUAUUAAGAAUGGUUAAAUACUACGAAAGUAGCACAAUUUUUCAAUUUAAUUGGAAUCAAGUUGCAUAUGGAUUUUGGCAAAGAUAUCCAAAUCCUAACAGUUCUCAUGUACUUACGGAAGAUACUAUAUCGAGAAAAGUUAAAAAUGGUAUAUUAUAUAGCACACGUCUUUUGACAAAAACUAAUAGAGUACCUAAAUGGGGAGAGAGAUUUGUUAGCAAAAAUAUAGUAAAAAUUAUUGAAGAGAGUAUAGUGGAUCCAAAAACAAAAACUUUAACAACAUAUACAAGAAAUUUAGGUUACACUAAAGUCAUGAGCAUUGUAGAGAAGGUUGUUUAUAAAGUAUGUGAAGAAAACUCUAAUUGGACAGUAGCAAAACGAUCAGCUUGGAUUGAUAGUCAAGUAUUUGGAUUCAGUAGAGCUAUCCAAGCAUUUGGAUUGGAUAGAUUUAAAAAGAAUUGUACUCUGAUGUAUAACGGGUUUAAUUACGUUCUAGCUCAUUUGUUUCCUCACACAGCACAAUAUAUGAAUCCAUCGCUUUCUCAAAUGGGUUUUGCUCAUCUAGUCGAAGAAUUUCCUGGAAAGACAAGUUUAGCAGAAGAUUUCCAACAUUCGUUACAAGGUAAAGCAGAAAAAGUAAAAGAUGCUGCGAAAAAGGCAACUGAUUUAGCAAAGAAAAAGGCUGGCACCAUUUAUGCUACAUAACAUUCUGAGCAAUCAUAAUUAAAACAACAUCGUCGGUGUGAAUGAUUUAAAAUAUUUGGCGAAUAGAGAAAAUGAAAAUUCAGAAAAAUAAUUUUAAAAUGGAAACAAAGGAUAAUUAUUUGAUGGUUUAUUGAUUGAGUAAAUAAUAGAAUGAAAUUGUUUAGCGUUAUUCGUUAAAAAAUGUAAGAAAAAUUUUUUUUUAAAUUUCUUAUAUAAUUAUGUAUAAUAUUGUAUCAUGUUAUCAUUCCUGUUAACUGCCAUUUUAUGUUUAAUUUUAAUAUUCAUACAAGAUUUAUUUGCGAUAAACACGGCAAUAUAUUUUCAAAGAUAACGAUCACUGACGAUGCUUAAUAGUGCGGACGAAGCAAUAUUAUGGUACGCUUGUAUCAUUAGAUCAAAGCGAAUAAAAUUUGGAUCGAAAUAUAAAAAUGUAUAUAUAAUUGCUUCGAAUACGUGCUUUGAAACAUGUAGAGUGUAUUGUAAAAUAUUGAAAUAGAUGAAAAGAAAGAUUAGUCAUAAACUUUAAAUGAAUUUAAUUUGUUUCAAUAAAAAUGGAGAAUUUCGUUAAACGAAAAUCUUAAAGAUCAAGUUAGCAGAAAAAAUUAGGAAUUAUAGAUAACACAUUUUUGCGAUAGUGUGUUGCAUCUAAUUGUAAGUAUUUAAGUAUUUUUUAUUUGCACGUAUGAAUAAAUAAUCGAUAUUGUAUCAUAUCGGUAUUCGGUAUGCUUUCCUGUACAAUACUAAAAUUAGAAUUGCAUUCAUAUUCAAAAGAUAUUUAAUAUUUGCGCAAGUUUUUUAUAUGCAUAUAUGCACGUAUAUCUCUAUACAUUAAAAUAUCAUUUUUGUGUAUUUAAAGAAAAAAAUUCUAAUUUGAUGUUUAUCGUUAACCAGCAUUAUAACUUAUGCAAGUAUUAUAUAUAGAUAGAAAAAUUGUAUAUAAUAUAUAAAAGGAAUACUAUAUAAAUAUAUUAUUAGAAUCUUAUUAUAAAUUAAAAAAUAUAAUCUUUUAUAUUUUUUCCAUUUCUAUAAGAAAUAUUUUAAAAUAUUAUAUUGUAUUAUAAAUGAAUCAAGACUUUUUUUUUAAUUUACUAGUUUGGAACGAAACAAAAAAAAAAGUAUUAACCUUGAACAGCAAAUUAUGGAAAGAGUAAUUUCCAGGUGUGGUGAUUUACAUACAUAAUAUAUACAUAAUAUAUAAUAACAUAUGAAUGUAAAAGCAUGUAAUUUAUCAAACUUGUGUUAUUUACUUUUUACUCUGUAUAGCAGAAUAAAAGAGUAUUUAGAAUAAAUUAUAUCGAAUAAAAUAAUCAAGCUAGAUAGA